AUGAAGGUCGCCACGGGCUUCCUAGCGCUUUCCCUCCUCCGAUAUGUGGUUGGUGACCUCACGACUGGUGUACCAGACUCCUCCCCACCAGGCUUCGAGGAAUGGAUAAGCCCGAUCGUUCAACCUGCGAAAAAUGUCACGGGCGACGGAGAUUGGGCCACUGCUGUUGCUAAAGCCAAGGCUUUCGUCAGCAAACUGACACUCGAUGAAAAGAUCAAUGUAACUACAGGGGCCGACAUCAAGGAACGAUGCGUCGGCAACACGGGUACAAUCGCUCGUUUUGGAUGGAACGGGCUUUGCCUUGAGGAUUCGCCUUUGGGAGUUCGCUUCACGGAUUUUGUCAGCGCAUUUCCUGCGGCCAUCAACGUCGCGAGUACAUGGGACAAGGGUCUCAUAUAUGCGCGUGGAAAGGCGAUGGGACAAGAGCAUAGGGGAAAAGGUGUCAACGUCGCGCUUGGUCCCAUGACUAAUCUCGGUCGUGAUGCAGCUGCGGGACGUAACUGGGAAGGUUUUGGCGCUGAUCCUUAUCUUGCCGGCGUUGGUACUGCUUUGACAACACAAGGAUACCAAGAUAUCGGUGUGAUUGCAUGCGUCAAACAUUUUAUCGCAAACGAGCAAGAACAUUAUCGAGGGCAGAACGAAGCUCCGCAGAUAUACUCGUCGAAUGUGGACGACAGGACUCUGCACGAGCUCUACGUUUGGCCUUUCGCGGAGGCGGUUAACGCAGGUGUUGGCGCAGUCAUGUGUUCAUACAACAAGAUCAAUCAGACGCAAGCUUGCCAAAACAGCAAAAUCAUCACGGGUGUAUUGAAGGAGGAACUCGAUUUCCAAGGGUUCGUUACUAGUGAUUGGGCGGCUUUGCUCAACGGAGUGCAACCCGCGCUCGCGGGCCUUGACAUGAACAUGCCUGGUUUCAUCGCGUACGGCCAAGGACCCCAAGACGAGUCGAACCCGGACAAUACCACAAACUCCUGGUGGGGCUCGCAGCUAAUCGAGGCCGUGAACAACGGGAGCGUACCCGAGUGGCGAGUUGACGACAUGGUGACGAGGACACUGGCUGCUUGGUACAAGAUGGGACAAGAUAACAACUACCCCCCGCCUAACUUCGAUCAACUGACAGAGGCUACCUAUCUGAACGGUACUCUGGUAAACGAGCAUGUCAACGUCCAAGGUGACCACUAUAAGCUCAUCAGGCAAAUCGAUGGAGCGAGCACCGUCCUCCUCAAGAACAACGGUGUGCUUCCUCUGGACCUGACCAGGAUCAAACGUAUCGGUAUCUUCGGAUCGGAUGCUGGACCCAACCCUGAUGGCCCGAACGGAUGCUCCGAUCGUGGCUGCGAUCAAGGCACUCUUGCAAUGGGAUGGGGUAGUGGUACAGCCAACUUCCCAUAUUUGAUUGACCCAUCGGCGGCCAUUAACUCGUUCAUAAAUGCCAAUAAGCCUACUAUACCUGUCGAGGCUAUCUUCAACGACUAUAAUUAUGCUCAAGUGGCUAGUGUCGCUAGUGUCGCUGACACCUGUCUCGUAUUCGUCAAUUCUGAUUCGGGAGAAGAUUACAUCACGGUGGACGGCAACGAGGGCGAUCGCAAUAAUUUAACUCUCUGGCACAGCGGCGACGACCUAAUCAACGUUACUGCUUCGGAGUGCGACAAUACAAUCGUUAUCAUGCAUGCUGUAGGCCCAGUUUUGUUGGAGAACUGGAUUGACCAUCCCAACGUCACUGCGGUACUUUCUGCGGGCAUUCCCGGGCAAGAAACUGGAAAUGCCAUCGUCGACGUCCUGUUUGGCGCUGUGAACCCCAGCGGGCGCCUGCCUUACACCAUCGCCAAAGCCAGAUCUGAUUACCCUGCAGACGUCCUCUACUCGAGCACCGAACAGACGCCGCAGAUCACCUAUAGUGAAGGUCUGAAUAUUGAUUAUCGACAUUUCGACUCUGCUGGCAUCGUACCGCGCUUCGAGUUUGGCUUUGGGCUAAGCUAUACAACUUUUGCGUACAGUGGACUGCGUAUCUCAGGGUCCGUGCAUCACAGACGAGAGCAUCCCUCAAGCACUCUCGCCUCCGAGUCCGGGUUUUCAUUACUUCCCACUGCCGUGUCAACCUCAAGCGCUCCGCCCUCGAAUGUUCCUUCCUCUAUCGCUCCCUCGAUCAUCACCGCGAGCUCGAGCGCCUCUGGGAGCUCAAGCACCAUCUCUGGGAGCCUGAGCACUAUUUCCGGGAGUUUGAGUACUUUCUCGGGGAGCUUUAGCACCAUCUCCGGAACUUCGAGUGCUUCGGCAAUAACUUCGUCGUUAGCAUCUUCCGUCUCCAUAAAUGCUACAUCAUCUGCCCUCACAGGGACUCCAACACUAAACGCAACCUCGAGUGUCUCUGGAAACGCUACGGCCACGGGGUCUGCGCCUCCAGCGAUUUCGUCUCCGGCCCAGACCCACCCCGGCGGGCCUGCUAACCUUUUCGACGACCUCCUGACCGUCUCCUACACCAUCACGAACACGGGCGGCUUCGACGGCAACGAGGUCUCGCAAUUGUACCUCGGCUUCCCGAAAAGCGCGAAUGAACCUCCACGCGUGCUGCGAGGGUUCGAUCGAAGUUUCAUUCGUCGGGGCGGGUCGGCUCACGUCUCGUUGACCCUCCGUCGGAAAGACGUGAGCAUCUGGGACGUCAUCAAGCAGCAGUGGGUCAUCCCUCCGGGAACAUUCACAGUGUUCGUGGGCAGCUCUUCGAGGAAACUACACCUUACGGGCACCUUCAAUACCUGAAGUCUGUCAAGAGAUGCAGGUGCGCUGUGUGAUGGACGUUACCUUCCUGGAGCGCAGUCGUUUGUUUUAGGAAUCAAAUAAAAGCAUGUGGUAGUAGCUGGCGUGCGUAGCUACUAGUAUGGAGACUACGAAAUCCAAAGCUGAGC
Punctularia strigosozonata HHB-11173 SS5 is the source of this 2903-nucleotide messenger RNA. RefSeq lists its product as uncharacterized. The record is from RefSeq and is a predicted model, not a curated record. Gene Ontology annotation, biological process: glucan catabolic process. Gene Ontology annotation, molecular function: beta-glucosidase activity. The transcript has 17 exons. The coding region runs from base 1 to 2757 and encodes 918 amino acids. NCBI's taxonomy places the organism in Eukaryota, Fungi, Basidiomycota, Agaricomycetes, Corticiales, Punctulariaceae.